UAACAUUGUCUAAAUUGUUUUAUAAAAAAACUUCAAAUUAAAAAAUAAGAAUGGAAUGUGGAGAUUCGAUCGCUCAAAAGCAUUAAAAGCAGUCUAGUACUCACAAAGCGAAUUCGAAUCCUUCAAAUUGUUACUAAGCCUCAGGUAAUCAAUCUAUUUAACUAUCAUACGAACAGCGAAACCGAGACCCUGGAUCGAACGAGGCAACCUAGCUUGCGUGUGUAUGUGUAUAAGCAAAAUAUAAAAGUAUAAGCAAAAGCAUCAAACACUUCAUAGACACCUACUCAAAAAGCUUAAGCAUUCCAAAAUAGGCCAUCCAUUUGCCGAAACUGAAGCCACAGUAGGCAGCAAGCAGCAAGCAGCAGGGAGUUCCAGAGCGAUUAACACUUGUUUGGAAAUCGCAAACGCAGGCAGUUUAAAUUCACACUGGAUCAGCCGCAGGAGAUGGAAAUUGAUGCGCAAUCAGCGCAACGACCCAGCGAGAAUAAUCUUUAUCGACAAAACUCAUUCAGCGUUGCCCACUCGGAGUCAUCAAUGAAUUUCGACUAUUUGCACGGUCUUCGUUCAGGCACUGUGCCUUCCACAUCCACAGCAGCCUCUGGCCCCAGUGACAAUGCAAGCAACAACUCAUAUGGACUAGUCGACGACAGUAGAGCACUGGACAGAACAAUAAAUACCAAUGAGAGAUUUGUUAACAUAUUGGAUCAGAUUGAUGCACGUGUAGAGAAGCUUCGCAAAGAUGCUCUUAAUUUACAAGAGAUGAAAGACUAUCUCUUAAUGUCUAUGGAUCUGAUUAAGAGCAACGAAAUGCUUCAGAAGAUGAGAGAGUCCGAGCGCGAGGAGGUCAUGCUGUACAUACAACGAGUCAGUUCACGCCUAGGAACGGUUGAAUUAAAUGUGCGCACUGUGCGUGACAACUCUCAGGAGGACUCGCUUAGUCAAAUCAAUUCUUUGAUCGACACUAUGAUAAAAGUGGGGGAUCCUGUGAUCGCCCGCCAACGUUGCCAGCUGUACUUGAACGCCUGCUGCACUAGUGCCAUGGACCCGUCUGGACAUCUGGACACCUUGUACGAGGCUGAUGUCGGCCCGAUCGACAAGAAAUUUGAGAGCGCCCUACUUGGUUGUACCUUGGACGACCAGAAGAAUAUAAAGAAGCGAUUGCAGGCUUUAAUGGGUUACUUAAACAAGCAAACUGUUAGCCAUUAA
Messenger RNA from Drosophila subobscura, 1206 nucleotides. Its product is annotated as BAG family molecular chaperone regulator 2. The record is from RefSeq and is a predicted model, not a curated record. NCBI's taxonomy places the organism in Eukaryota, Metazoa, Arthropoda, Insecta, Diptera, Drosophilidae. Gene Ontology annotation, biological process: protein stabilization. Bases 445 to 1206 code for a protein of 253 amino acids. The transcript has 5 exons. Gene Ontology annotation, molecular function: adenyl-nucleotide exchange factor activity; protein-folding chaperone binding.